GGGUCUUCACCUCGCGGAGUUCCAAGCGACUUGUGCUGGUGGCCCUACUGCUGGUCAGGCAGCGAUAGUUGCCAUUUUGCUCGUCACUAGUUGUUGGCAUCCAGCCAUCUCCGCUUGUUAUCGAUAGUUACAGCUGGUGAGACUUCUGACGCAACAGAGGUUACUCACCGGUCUUAUUUAGACACAGGCUCAUUCCUCCUUCCAGGCUCUUCAGUCACUGCCUGAUCAACAGUGCGAGCCGUGAGACCUGACUCGUUGACAAACGCUCCUUUGUAAAAAUCACCUUGUCUCGACGACAUCACACUCCUUUUAUUUCACUGAAUAUACCCCCAUUACCUGCUAUCCACGAUCAAGAUGCAGCUCAGCCAUGUUUCACUUCUCGGCGCCGCCUCUGCUGUCUCCGCCUACACCAUGCCCGAGCUCGCUCGUCGUGGCGGCUCGAUCUCAGUCACUCCCCACGACCGCUACUCUUCCUCGGUCGGCGUUCUUGGCUGCAAGAUCAAUACUAACCGCGUCGCUUACUGGCCUUCGUCCGUGUCUUGUGAUAACCUCUGCGUUAGGGUGACCGCUAAUGGCCGUUCAGUGACCCUAUUGAAGAUCGACCAGUCUGGCGGCGCCUAUGAUAUCUCCUAUGACGCAUGGAACUACCUCGUUACCGGGCAGGGUGCGAAGCAGAAUCCGGUCUACGGCGGCGGCGUCAGCGCGACCUGGGAGGAUGUCCCUAUGUCGCAGUGUGCUGAUCUUUUGUCCGUCGCCGGCGGCAAGCUACCUCUGGCGGCGGCAAACGCUAUGAACUACGUCGCCAGCUGUACUAGCAACACCUGGGUAGCAAAUAACUAUGCCUUGUAUAACAUCCUCGACCCAGCUUGCAAGUGGGGCUACGAUGAGCUCUGCACUCUUCCUCCGCCCACCGUUAGUAACCAGCCGUCUUGCCAGCAUCAGCUUGGUGUUCCAGUCACGUUCAUCGGUCAGGGCUUCAAGAACAUCGACUAUGGUACUGGCAAGGAAUCGCCUCCUUAAGACAAGUCAAGCAUUUCUUGCUGAUCGCAGUGUCAAGACCUGGCUUUCCUCUUGGCCCUGAUGACCUCGUGUCGCCUUUCGACCGCAGAUUUCCUCAUCACUCCCCGCUUUAUCUCUGGUCUUGGCUAUGUUGAUUUGCUCUGUGGAGCGGUGGUCGUACUGAGACACAAACAA
Messenger RNA from Microdochium trichocladiopsis, 1194 nucleotides. RefSeq lists its product as uncharacterized. The record is from RefSeq and is a predicted model, not a curated record. The transcript has a single exon. Lineage: Eukaryota; Fungi; Ascomycota; Sordariomycetes; Xylariales; Microdochiaceae. The coding region runs from base 355 to 1020 and encodes 221 amino acids.